AUGAAGAGGGAACAGGACAUUAUUGUUGAUUACGACAGGUUUGUAAAUGCGUUGGUGAAAAUGCUGCAUGGGCUACAAAAUGGAAGGUUGAGCGGGAUAUUUUCAAGAGAAACAAACAGGUUUGUGUUUGUGGAGAAGGACGAGUUCAGGAACAUUGUGCGGCUCGAGCUACAGUUUUCAAAGCCUGACGAGUCGCACUACAAGCAGUACCUGGGAGACAUCCUGAGCAGGAUGGAGUCUGACAACAUAAGGCUGAUCAAGGAAAAUGAGAUGCUGAGAGAGAAGUGCAAGAGCUAUGAGCGUGAUGCAAAGGAUAGGACAAGGUAUCUUGAAGAAGAGCUUGCAAAGGCACAGAAGAAGGCAGACAAGCUGCUGAGGGAGAACACAGGGCUCAUAGAAGGCAUGAAAGCAAGCAGCGAGGAUCUUGGCAAGCUAAACAGCAGGAUAUAUGAGCUUGAAAAGGAAAACAGUAGGCUGCAGUAUGAUCUUGAAAAGCUAAAGCUCCAGGAUGUAAAGAAUGCAAGUCUUGCUGAAAAGACACAGGAAAUCGAUGAAGAAAAUAGAAAACUGAAGAAUGAAAUAGGCACAGCCAACGAGAUAAUCAGGAAAUACAUGGAUGAAAUUGCACAGAUGAAGAGCACAGCUGCAGAAAAUGAAGAGCGAACAAAGGACAUUCGGUCAGACAGCAAGAAGCUUAAAGUAGAGCUUGAUGCGCUUAGGAGUAAGGCAAAGGAUCUAGAGGAGCGGAACAAAAGAAUGUCCGAUGAUGCAAAGGCCAAGGAUUCAAGGCUUAAAGAGCUGGAAAUUGAAAACGGAAAGCUUCUGAAGAAACUUGAGAAUGCUCAGAGCGUGUAUAGCCAUUUCUACAAUAAAAACAUCGAGAAUCCAGGUCCUGGGGUGUAUUCGGAUAACGAGAGUCUAUUUUCUAUUGUUCCUGAAUCGCCUCCUCAUUGA
This is a messenger RNA of Ordospora pajunii, 954 nucleotides long. RefSeq lists its product as uncharacterized. Gene Ontology annotation, biological process: centriole replication. Gene Ontology annotation, cellular component: centriole. Bases 1 to 954 code for a protein of 317 amino acids. The transcript has a single exon. The record is from RefSeq and is a predicted model, not a curated record. Lineage: Eukaryota; Fungi; Microsporidia; Ordosporidae.